CCUUAAUCUUUAUCGUUCAAGUCUUACUUCAUCUCGAACACCCGCAAUGAAGUCCGUCCUCUUCACCCUUCUGGCUGCUGCAGCCCUGGCUUCAGCGUCGCCGAUCGAAAAUGAUAUCCUUGAGAAGCGCGCAGUAUCCUGCCUGAAAGUCGGCGCCACAGCAACAGCGACGUGGACGAAUGCUGCAGGGAAAACGUGUCGCUGGACAGGUACUGUUGGCAGUAACUUUGGCACAAACAGUGUUACGGGAGGAGACUACUCAUGCAACGGCCGCUGUGGCGCGGGAUGCUCUGGAACCGCUGUCGGAAACGCGUACACGCAGGACUGCUUCAGUCAUGAUGUCUGUAGCUGGUUCAAUAAUGCCUCUGGCGGAGCAAGCGACGCGAAUUGUGGUGCAGCAUACAAUGCUGCAGUCGAUGAUACACUUUUGGGCUCUGUGAAUGGAUGUGGACAGACGAACCCAAGCAAUUCGGCAGUAAGGCCUUCGACAAGUCCCACUUGUUCAUAAGCUGGGUGUGAGAGUGUCGGG
Messenger RNA from Boeremia exigua, 529 nucleotides. RefSeq lists its product as uncharacterized. The record is from RefSeq and is a predicted model, not a curated record. The transcript is spliced from 3 exons. The coding region runs from base 47 to 508 and encodes 153 amino acids. NCBI's taxonomy places the organism in Eukaryota, Fungi, Ascomycota, Dothideomycetes, Pleosporales, Didymellaceae.